This is a messenger RNA of Protopterus annectens (West African lungfish), 2278 nucleotides long. It is a transcript of the gene GNB1L, whose product is annotated as G protein subunit beta 1 like. Gene Ontology annotation, molecular function: protein binding. The transcript has 7 exons. Lineage: Eukaryota; Metazoa; Chordata; Ceratodontiformes; Protopteridae. The record is from RefSeq and is a predicted model, not a curated record. The coding region runs from base 276 to 1259 and encodes 327 amino acids.
CUGUGAGCUGUCUCUUGAAAUUUACGUAACAUGGUGCCCAGGGUUUCAUUUUCGAUUUUUGUUUUCGUAUGGAAGUGUUUGCUUUACAUUGUUUGAAGUUUUAUUUUAGCAGUGGCUUAUAUGAACCUCAUAAAGGCGUAAUACAUAUUUUUGAUAGUCUACAAUGUGCUUACGUAUACGAUUGUGAGCUGGAAAGGGACACCCAUUGUGAAACAGUAUUGUUUUCAUACGCUUCACGCACACUCUUUUGAUUAGUAAACUCCUGUCAGAAGCUGAUGUCUAUACCUCCUCCAGAUCCAGCAUUUGUUCUUCGAGGUACAGGAGCUGCAGUAAACAGUCUGAACUUUAACUGUGGCAUUCCAGAGCAGCAACCUCUUCUAUUCUCUGGAUCAGAAAAUGGACUGAUCCAUGUCUGGAAUCUCAAGACUCAUCGAGCAGGUACCAAAUUGGAUGGGCAUAAUGGAAAGUCAGUGUUAUGGGUUGAAGCCCUACAAAGAGGAAACACAAUUCUCAGCCAGGGUCGUGACCAACAAGUAUGUCUGUGGAACAUUGACGAGGGAAGAGAACAAGUUACUGACUCCAUUUUCACUGAAAGUGUUGGAUUCUGUCGUUGCUCCCUGCUUUCACUGGAACCAGGACAGUGGAUGUUAGCAGUGCCAAGUGGAAACAUGUCAGAGGUUCAGAUUCUGAAUCUACCCAGCAAGACACGGGUGUGCACCUUGGAGCCAGAUGCAGAUGCCAAGCUGGGCAUGCCAAUGUGCAUGAAACUGUGGCAGCCGUUAACUAGUUCUGCUCCUCUUUUGCUGGUGGGAUAUGAGGAUGGAUCUGUGACUCUUUGGAACACAGCAGAAAGGAAGGUGCUGAGCCGCCUGAAAUGCCAUGUGGAGCCAGUAAUGAGCCUUGACUUUGACCCCCAAAAGGCUAGGGGCAUCUCUGGGUCUUCAGAUAGGUUUCUUCAUUCCUGGAAACUUGAUGAGCAGCAGAACCUGAAGCUUCAUGAGCAACUUGAACUUACUAAUGCUGGCAUAGCAGAUAUCCAGAUUCGACAAGACUGUAGAAUCCUAGCAACUGCUGGAUGGGAUCAUCGCAUCCGGAUAUUUGGAUGGAAGAAAAUCAGACCUCUGGCUGUUUUGCAGUACCACUCAGACAGUGUACACUGUGUUGCCUUUUCAGAUCACAGUAAGCCUGCAGAGAGACAGCUUGCAGCUGGAUCCAAAGAUCAGCGUAUAAGUAUCUGGUCCAUAUAUAAUGAGACAUAAAAGCAAGUAGAAGAGACUGCACUCUUUUUUUUUUUUCACAUUAGACUAGAGGAGGCUGACAGAUACUCUUUUGUAUGUUUCUUCUCAAACAUAUUCAGACAUCCUUCUUGUCUCCCCAAGAAAAGAUAUUCCUCCAUUUACACUUUUAUUUCAAAGAACAUCUUAUUUUUCAAGCAGUGAAGGUUUACUUGGAAGUGACUCCUUCUGUUUUUUUCCCAGUCAUGUUUACUUUUUUGUCUUAGAUAUACAUUGAUGUCACUGUACACAUUCUUGCAUAGAUACAAAAUAUCUGCUCCACCCCAUCCUUUAAUGCAACAUUUGCUGAUCCUUGUAUCGGGUAUUGUUUAGUCACACACACACACACACACACACACACACACACACACACACACACACACACACACACACACACACACACACACACACACACACACACACACAAAAAAAGCUGUCCUUCAGAUGCUCAUUCCUUCCUUUUCCAAGCAGCUGUUGACAUAGACAUUGAUUUGUAUAACUAUUCCUCAAUAACAAUUGAUUGAAAACUCAUUUCUCUUACAGGCCACCUUCAGAUUUCAUAGUAAGCCAGACUCCCCCCCCCCCCUCACACACACACACACACACACACACACACACACACACACACACACACACACACACACACACUAAAUGUACAUUAAGUUUACAGUUGUGCAACAGUGGGGAAAGGAGAAACUCCCUUUAAAGCUCACAGCAAUCUUACAUAAAUAGCAAUGACACUGUACGUAAGAAACUGUGUUUCAGUCUAAGAUAACUGGUAACUUUGGCUAGUUGUAUUUGAGUAAUUAGAACCCAAUCUGCUAGUCAUUAAUCACCGGUAAGGUAAGCAUCUAAAGGCAGUUCUUUGACCCCAUUCAUUAAUACCAUGAGAAACAUAACGAUGUGAAAUAGUACGACUGAAACGUGCACUUAAAGCCAUUUAUAACCUGUUAAAAAGCUGUUUUACAUUUUUCUAAUAAAAUUCAACAUUUAGAAAGUCAAAA